AUGGGAAACCAAUACUCAGCCGAAACCAAAGUUACACCACCAAGAUUCAACCCUUCACAUCAUAUUACCAGAUUAGCCAAGGUUAUAUUUCAAUUCAAGUUUAACACUAUCGUGAAUGAAACUGCCCACACAGCUUUCAAAGUAGUUGUAAGCUAUCUCGAUAAGAAAAUUGUAAAAAAGCUCUUUGUGGCAGGAGAUGGUUAUGAUCAAGAAACCAAGGAAGCUAGAUGUUCUAUUAUUGUUCCAGAAAAUAUUCUGUUCAAUGCAAGAAUUGAAACUUUGGAUGGAAUAGUAGUUCACUCAGUUGAAAAUGUAAUGGUACAAUCUCUCAAAAAGGAAACAACAGAACUGUUACACAUUGAUUUUAAUUGUGAAAUGCUGAAGGAACAGAUUAUUACUCAAUUGGAGAUGAUUGGUGAUAAUCAAAUCACUUUGGCUGGUGUCUCCAUUGCAUCUGGUGGAAAAUCAACCAUCUUGAAUAGAAUUCUUAAAACACUCAAAUCAAAACGAGUUCCAUUUAAGGAAGGUAGUGCAAGUUUCAUGGAAAUGGCCUACAAGAUCCUCUCUGAUGCUAAAAAUCCGUCCAAAGACUAUCUCAAUUCAUUCACUAAGGAUGUAUCCAAGAUCCCAAUUGAUGAUGUCGAAAAAUUUGAAAAGAUCUAUCUUCAAGAUAUGCCAGGAUUUUUCAAAUUCGAUAACGAAAAGCAACUCAUUGAGAAGUUUGAAUUUUCUGAAUAUUUAUUCAAGACAGUUUUUGAACAAGUUGCACAAGAAUUUGAUGCUCCUCAUGCUGUGUUUGUUCCAAUUCCUAUUAACAAUCCAACCAUGUUCUCAACAGAAUCUAAAACUAAGGAAACCAUGCUUGACUAUUAUACAUCGAUUCCAUCCUAUAUUUCCUCUGAAUUCUCCACCUCGUGCAUUUAUUGCUACUCUAAAAUUGAUGGCCAUUCCAUUUUCAGAGAUUACAUUGAGAAGAGUGUUCCAAUACUUGAUAUGAGAACUCAAGAUGAAGUUCCAAUUGAAAUCACCAAAGCCAAUGUAUUGAAAUUGUUCUAUGAAUGGGAUAUUUUAGAGACGGGCGAUGGAAACUUUGAGAAUAUCGUUUCUGCUGACUAUCCAAUUCCAUUCAUUUCCAAAUUCCAAUGUAAAAAUGAGGAAAUUGUCAAGAUUUUCGAAUACAUGCAUUUGAAAUUACUUUUGAAGUUGGUUGAGGUAGCACAUGCUAAAAUUUCCUCGGCCCAAACUAGUACCAUUCAAAUUAUUAAGAAAAAUAAUAAUUAUGAAAAGUCUCAUGAUUAAUUGAACAAUUCCAAAAUAAACAACUCUUUAUUCC
Molecule: messenger RNA, 1333 nt
Organism: Naegleria gruberi
Lineage: Eukaryota; Heterolobosea; Eutetramitea; Acrasida; Naegleriidae
Exons: 1
Coding region: 1-1299 (432 amino acids)
Source: RefSeq, a predicted model, not a curated record